Messenger RNA from Vespa velutina, 1471 nucleotides. RefSeq names its product ejaculatory bulb-specific protein 3-like. Lineage: Eukaryota; Metazoa; Arthropoda; Insecta; Hymenoptera; Vespidae. The transcript is spliced from 2 exons. The coding region runs from base 913 to 1287 and encodes 124 amino acids. The record is from RefSeq and is a predicted model, not a curated record.
CACACACACACACACACACACACACACACAGACAUUUAUUUAGACAUUAUAUUUUUAUUCGUAACAUUUCUGUAUAGGAAUUUUUUUGUAAUACGAUAAUAUGAUAUAUUUUUAAAAAUUGUAUUCUUUAUAACGCUUUACCUUAUUUAUAUGACGAAUAUUAUGAGUAUAUAUCAUUUGUGUUAUAAAUAAUUUUCAUAUCAUUAACAAAUAAUCUACAUGAACGUUAAAUAUGAGCGCUCGUGUUUAUCGAUUGACACACGAAAUGCGACGUAUGAUAUACGAAAUGUUAUAUGAUAUCAGAUGAAUAUUCUCGACUUCAAAAUCUAUCACGUACAAUCAAAUAUUUUGUUAAAUAAAACCUUAAUGUAUAAUGCUUGGGCGAAGUGUUAUUUACAAAUUCGUAAACUUGCUGUGUUUAUAGUACGCUGUAUUUACAAGAUCGGAAUCUUUUUUCAGCAUUAAUUUCUUAGUUAUAUUAUAACACGAAAUUGGUAGAAAGUAUUUCAUUAAAAGUCUCAGAAGUAAAACAACUCAGCGGCAGUUUAAAUUUUUUUUUCGUUUCGAGCAUCCGUCGAGCGUCUUUUAACGAGUAUUUUAUUUUAAUACUUGUUUCAUUGAUUCACGGCUGAAUUAUCGCGACAUCAUUGAUUACUAUAGUAAUUAUUAUACAAUUUUAUAUAUUAAAUAUUUAACGCAAAUUUUCAUACCAUUUUAUUUUCCAUCGAUCGAAUUGAAUCGAUUUUAAAUUCAAUUCAUUUCGUUUCUUUUCUGACACAAUUGUUCUCGACGUAUCUCAGUGUUAAUUAAUUAGGAUAAUACGGAGUUGAAAUCUUUUUUUUUUUUUUAUUUAACUAUACAUUAAAAUUUUCCAGUGUAAUACGAAUAAUUGGCUUGAAUAAUUAUAUAAGCAUGAAAUUCACUUACGUCUAUUUUCUAAUAAUCGGAAUAUGCGGGCUCAUCGUUGGAUAUAAUGAAGAAUACUAUCCAAAUGUAUACGAUCAAGUGGACAUAGAUGCGAUUUUUAAUAGCGAACGAUUUUUAAAUCAAUAUAUAAAUUGUUUGCUCGAUGAGGGUCCUUGUACCGCCGAUGGACGUAGUCUUAAACAAAUACUUCCUGAAAUAUUGGCCACACAAUGCGCGAGAUGUAACGAGUACCAGAAGAAAAUAGGAAACAAGCUUUGGCAACUGAAGGAAAAAAAGCCAAAUGUAUGGAAUCAGUUUCAAACGAAAUACGAUCCUGAGAAUAUAUAUUUCGAUAAGUUUGAAGCAUAUCUUAAGGAUUAAUAUUUUCCUGUAUGUAUAUAUGUAUAUAUAAUAUGGGAAUAUAAAAUAUUAAUCAUACAUAUAUAUAUAUAUAUAUAUAUAUAUAAUACAUACAAGUAUGUAAAUGUUAUUCAUACAUAAGUAUAAAACGUAAUGUAACUUAUGUAACAUUUAAUUUCAAUAAUAAACAUUUUAUUAAUUUUGC